Messenger RNA from Chelonus insularis, 812 nucleotides. It is a transcript of the gene RpL18, whose product is annotated as ribosomal protein L18. Gene Ontology annotation, biological process: translation. The coding region runs from base 110 to 673 and encodes 187 amino acids. Gene Ontology annotation, cellular component: cytosolic large ribosomal subunit; ribosome. The transcript has 4 exons. Lineage: Eukaryota; Metazoa; Arthropoda; Insecta; Hymenoptera; Braconidae. The record is from RefSeq and is a predicted model, not a curated record. Gene Ontology annotation, molecular function: RNA binding; structural constituent of ribosome.
AUUUAAUUAAAAAGCGGGAAUCAGAUGAUACAUACAACGCCAUCUAUAACUUCCGGAUUCCAUCUCAAGCACUUCGUCAUCGGAUCGUGUUCUUUUCCGUGUUAUCAAAAUGGGUAUUGAUAUCAACCAUAAACACGACCGCAAAGUCCGGCGAACGGAACCAAAAUCUCAGGAUGUCUACUUACGACUCCUUGUCAAGCUCUACCGUUUUUUGGCAAGACGUACCAAUGCUAAAUUCAACAAGAUUAUCCUCAAACGUCUUUUUAUGAGCAAAAUAAACCGACCACCAAUAUCUCUAGCCCGAGUGGUGAGAUUCAUGAAGAAACCCAACCGAGAGAACUGCAUUGCAGUGAUUGUUGGUACUGUUACUGAUGACGCCAGAAUCUUUGAAAUUCCAAAGAUGACAGUCUGCGCUCUUCGAGUGACUGAAAAAGCUCGUGGUCGUAUUCUCAAAGCUGGAGGUGAAAUAAUUACUUUUGAUCAACUUGCUUUAAGAGCACCAACUGGACGAAAAACAGUUUUAAUGCAAGGACGUCGUAAUGCUCGUGAAGCUGUAAAACACUUUGGACCAGCACCAGGUGUACCUCACUCGCAUACUAAACCUCUUGUGCGCUCAAAGGGAAGGAAAUUCGAGAGAGCACGUGGUCUUAGGCGUAGUGGUUACAAGAAGUAGAUAAAUUGUCUGUGUCCAUUUAUUUAAAGACAUUUAAAGAUCUAAAGAUUUAUUUCUUUUUAUUUACAUAUGUUUUUUUUUCAUUCGAAAAAGAAGAGGACUUUUUGGUAAAUAAAUGUUGACACUGGCAUUUAAAAAA